Molecule: messenger RNA, 1215 nt
Organism: Cutaneotrichosporon cavernicola
Lineage: Eukaryota; Fungi; Basidiomycota; Tremellomycetes; Trichosporonales; Trichosporonaceae
Exons: 3
Coding region: 1-1215 (404 amino acids)
Cellular component (GO): plasma membrane
Source: RefSeq, a predicted model, not a curated record
AUGGGCACCCUCAUCGCCCUAGCCUAUGCUUUCCCCCGCGUCGGAAUGACUGGCGGGUCCGUACGCGCAGAAUACACUGUGACAUGGGGCGGCGUCGCCCUCAUCUUCCUCAUUGCCGGCCUCUCCCUCUCCCUGGAUGCACUCAAGAAAGGUCUCCCGCACAUCCAAGCACACGCCGUGUGUAGCGUGUUCACGUACCUCGUCGCCCCGGCUCUGGCAUUGGGGUUUGGGACGGCGGGCCGCGAUGCCGGACUAGACGUCUACGUCAUGGGCGGGAUGGUUGUUACUGGCGGUCUUCCGACUACCGUGGCGAGCAAUGUUAGCGCAACUCUCGCUACUGGGGGAAGUACUGCGUUGGCGAGCAUCCAAGUUCUUAUCUCCAAUACAUUGGGGCCAUUUAUUGCCCCGUUGUUGGCUAAAAUGUUCCUCACACCUCAUAUGGGGUGGGCGGCAGCACAGCCGGGCGAUGGCGAACUCACACCCAUCUACGUCCGCAUGGCAAAGCAACUCAGCGCCGCACUCCUGGGUCCGAUGCUUUUCGGCCUGUUUAUCCAACACCUCUUUCCUAGGCCUGUUGCGAGGAUACGCACUGUCCUGCAUCUCGCAAAGGUCGCUGCGUUCCUAACCAGCCUGUGUGUGUGGCAUUCAUUCAGCAAUGCCUUUGCGUCGGGUGCGUUCUUGACCGCCUCGCACGCGUCUAUCAUCUAUCUCUGUUUCAUGAGCUGGGCGAGUUACCUCAUCUUGACGGCGCUGGUGUUUCUCGUGGUCCGCCUGCCCGGCGUACCCGGAAGAGCGGCGGCAUGGUGGCGCAUGAGCAAGCGCGACAGCCUUGCGUUGUUGUUCUGUGGCCCGGCUAAGGGCGUCGCCGUCGGCGCACCGACCAUCGCGAUCCUCUACGCUGACCGCGAGCUAGCAGUUCAGGCCAAGCUCUCGCUCGCUCUGGUCAUCUACCAGGGCGAACAGGUGGCCAUGGCGCAGGUUGUCGUCCCCCUCCUCCGCUGGUGGGCGCGAGACGAGGUGGCAGCCCACGAGGCGGCCGAGGACGAGCGGCUGCGUCUACGUGAGAUCGCCAAGAGUAGGGGAGGGGAGAAGACGCAAAGUGGAAGUGGAGAUGGGGAGGAGGCAGAGGAGAAGAGCGUCGCGACGCUCGACGUCGAACUCGGUAAGGGGGAGACGCGCCAUCGGCACAGACCAAGUAUCAAUAUUGAGCAUUAG